Messenger RNA from Ylistrum balloti, 1179 nucleotides. Its product is annotated as peroxisome assembly protein 12-like. The coding region runs from base 47 to 1072 and encodes 341 amino acids. Gene Ontology annotation, molecular function: ubiquitin-protein transferase activity; protein binding; zinc ion binding. Gene Ontology annotation, cellular component: peroxisomal importomer complex; peroxisomal membrane. Gene Ontology annotation, biological process: protein import into peroxisome matrix; protein monoubiquitination. The record is from RefSeq and is a predicted model, not a curated record. Lineage: Eukaryota; Metazoa; Mollusca; Bivalvia; Pectinida; Pectinidae. The transcript has 8 exons.
UCCAAAAACAAUUGUAGUUAGAUGUUCCUUUACAUAUUUAUCAACCAUGGCAGAAAGGGCUGCACACAUUACAUCAGCGUCAUUCACAACAAAGCCAUCAAUUUUUGAAAUUUUAGCCCAAGAGAGUCUGAUGACAACAAUCCGACCAGCCUUAAAGCACGCAGUAAAGGUUUUAGCUGAAAGCAGACCAGAUAAGUUUGGCUGGAUGAUACGAUGGUAUGAUGAAAUUUACACAAGUUUGGACUUGGUUCUCCAGAAUUUCUACCUCCGUAAUCACUGUUCUUCAUUUGCUGAGAAUUUCUAUGGGAUCAAGCGAGUGCCUUUAUCAGGAAUGAGUGUUGGUGAUAAACUUCCUCCUCAGAUUUUCUGGAAAUCCAUUGUCUGCCUGGCUUUAAUACCGUAUAUCAAGCAUAAGAUUGAUAAAAAGUUUGAAGACAUGCGGCAUAGACUGAACAUUGGCAACAUCUCCCAGCAAAGCGUUGUUGGAAGUCUAUCAAGAGCGUUUGUGGGAGUAUAUCCUUACAUCCACAUGACCUGGGAAGGUAGUGUGUUGUGGUAUCAGUUAGCAUACAUGUUCGGUAGAGGAAGAUGGCACACACCAUUUGUCAAGCUGGCUGGGGUGGAACUCUGUCAUGUACAAGAGGAAGAUCUUGCUUCUGCUGUUGGUUCACUUGUAGACUGGAACUCUGCCAGUUCGUCUGAGCGACUCCAAUACAUUGCGGAGAGGGCCUUGAACCUGACGGCCACCUCCUUGUCCACUGGACUAUCUGUAGGCGUGUUCUUCCUGCAGUUCCUGGAUUGGUGGUAUACCAGUGAUUCCAACGCCCCAAUGUUGAUGUCACUUCCUGUCCCAGAGGCACCAAAAUGUGAUGAGGACCUGUCAACGCCCCCUUACAAUGUCUGUCCAGUUUGUUUAAGGACGAGAACCAAUGACACAGCCUUAUCAGUGUCAGGGUAUGUGUUCUGCUAUCCAUGUAUUUAUGAAUAUGUGAACAAACACCGAUGUUGUCCAGUAACCAGCUAUCCAGCCUCUCAAGAACACUUGAUCAAACUGUAUCCUCCAGACUCUUGACAACAGCUGCUCAAGCCAAACAUCUGAAUGAUUGUGUAUGGUGGGACAUAUAUUUAUAAAAUUAUUGUGAUGAGUGUUUAAGCAUGAUUGUUAAAAUUUCGUUAAUU